Calypte anna (Anna's hummingbird) is the source of this 2647-nucleotide messenger RNA. RefSeq names its product perilipin 2 (gene PLIN2). The record is from RefSeq and is a predicted model, not a curated record. The transcript has 8 exons. Lineage: Eukaryota; Metazoa; Chordata; Aves; Apodiformes; Trochilidae. The coding region runs from base 368 to 1684 and encodes 438 amino acids. Gene Ontology annotation, biological process: positive regulation of triglyceride storage; lipid storage. Gene Ontology annotation, cellular component: cytosol; lipid droplet.
GGACUUCUGAAAGAGCGGCCGGAUAGCCCUUCCCCGGGCUAACAUUACUGGUUUCGAACGAGGCGGUGCCCUCCAGUUCAGGCGCUCGACGGGUAGCGGGCAACCUCGCUCCCCGUUCCCCGUUCCCCCUCCCCCCUCCCCUCACACUCCGCCCCUCCCCCCGCCCCGGGCCGCGUGUGACGCGCGGUGCCGGUGACGCAACCCUGGUGUCGCGAGAGAGCUGCCUGCGCGCGGCCGGCAGCGGCCACUCCCUAUAAGUAGUGGGGCGAGGCCGGGACUCCACAGUCGGUGGCGGUGACGGUGCUGGAGGCCGCGGUUUCUCCUCUCUUCCCUUCCCUGGCUUUUUAAGAUUCAGGACCUGAAAAAAAUGGCAUUGGCAGCAAUCGAUCCGCAGCAGAACAUUGUAUCCAGAGUUGUCAACCUUCCCUUGGUGAGCUCUACCUAUGAUAUGGUGUCCACAGCUUACAUCUCCACAAAGGAUAACCACCCUUACCUGAAGUCAGUAUGUGAGAUAGCAGAGAAAGGAGUGAAGACAAUUACUUCAGUAGCCAUGACGAGCGCUAUGCCUAUCAUCCAGAAACUGGAACCACAAAUUGUAGUUGCCAACAACUAUGCAUGCAUAGGUCUAGACAAAAUUGAAGAGAGACUGCCUAUACUGAAUCAACCCACUGACAAGGUUGUCGCCAAUGCCAAGGAUGUAGUUGUGGGAGCCAGAGAAGCUGUAACAACUACUGUGACCGGUGCCAAGGAUACUGUUGCUCACACGAUCACUGGCGUUGUGGGCAAGACUAAAGAAGCGAUGCAAGACAGCGUAAAUAUGACCAAGUCUGUUGUCAAUGGCAGCAUUAACACUGUCCUGGGAAGUCGUGUGGUGCAGAUGGUGAGCAGUGGAGUGGACAGUGCUCUCACUAAAUCCGAGACCCUUGUAGACCAGUAUCUCCCACUAACAGAAGCAGAACUAGAAAAAGAAGCUGCAAAAGUUGAAGGUUUUGAAGUUGGAGUUCAAAAGCCAAGCUACUAUGUUAGAUUAGGAUCCCUGUCUUCAAAGGUUCGCACACGUGCCUACGAACAAGCCUUAAGUAAAGUCAGAGAUGCUAAACAGAAAAGCCAGGAGACAAUCUCUCAGCUGCACCACACUGUUAAUCUGAUUGAGUAUGCCAGGAAGAACAUGAAUAGUGCCAAUGAGAAACUUCUUGGUGCUCAGGAAAAACUUUAUCAGUCCUGGGUAGAGUGGAAGAAGAGUACAGGCCAAAAUGAUGGUGAUGAACCGCAGAGUGCUGAGCACAUUGAAUCAAGAACUCUAGCUAUUGCACGGAGCCUCACUCAGCAGCUUCAGACCACCUGCCUCACACUGAUCUCGAGCCUACAGGGCCUGCCACAGAAUGUGCAGAAUCAGGUUAACAGUGUUGGGUCAAUGGCAGGUGAUGCCUACCAGAGCUUUCGGUCAGCAUCCUCCUUCCAAGAAUUAUCAGACAGCUUUCUUACCUCUAGCAAAGGACAGAUGAAGAAAAUGAAGGAGUCUCUGGAUGAUGUGAUGGAUUAUCUUGUUAACAACACACCACUCAACUGGCUGGUAGGUCCCUUUUACCCACAACUGCCUGGCCUUCAGCAUGCUGAGAGCAAAGGUGAAGGGGAGAAAAAUUCCAGCCAGAAAGACAAACAGCCUGAACACAUUACUGAAUAAACUGCAUAGCAUGCAUGUACUCUGCUGACUGACCAAACAAGUGGCCUUAGCAAGUGCAGCUGUCAAAAAAGCCUUGGAGAAAAAUUCUUGAGCAUAAGACUGAGGGAAUGGUACAGAGAAAAGACACGUCUGUACUGUUCUGUGUAGUUCAGCCAACUCAAAACUCAAGCUGUAUCAAAUGCCUAAAUCUUGACAGCUUACAGUUGCCAAGAUGCCUUGUUUGUCUGCCAAGUUAAGAAACCUCACCAUACUUAUUAAUUACAUUAGUGCCAUUAGUGUAAAUGAAACCUACCAGAGCUAAAAACAUUUGAUUUGCUGCUUAGUCUGUACCAGAAUGAUAUAAAAGCCUUGUAUACAAUGAAAUGCACUUAAAGACCCUGCAGUCUAGCCUAGGUAUGCUUAAAUUCCAUUUCCAUUUUUUCUUCAGAUCAUGUAUUUAAUUAUGCAUCUGACUGUCUCAGAUUGCACUGCUACACAGUUUAUGUCAAAAUUUUCAUGAGUGCAGAAUCCCAGAGCUGAAGGUGGGGUUUCUGAACAAGUCAGCUGGAGUUACUUAAAUGCUGUGACAGUGUUAACUAUAUAAACAAAACUGUUGAAUAAUACAGCAACCUGACACCAGAGUCAUUAAGUACCUGAAGCUGGAAAAGACCGGAAUCAUUCAAACACUCUGCUCCUGGCAGGACUACCUAAAACUAAACCAUAUGGCUAGGAGUGUCAUUCUGGCUGUCCUGGAGCUUUGACAGCCUUGGUGCAGUGACCAGUUCUUGGGAGCCUGUUGCAGUGCCAAAACAAAUCGCUAUCAAUAUAUUUUUUUAAUAUGCAGUCUACAGAAAAGAUUCAUGCUGUUUGUACCAAAGUGCCUACUGUUAUGUGGGUUGCUUUUUUUUGUAGCCAUCUUUUUGUAAUGAAUUUUGUAUGUUAGUAAUAAAUGCAUCAGUAGCCAAAGUCUGUCUCUAUUUCAGU